AUGGCGGCUCGUCCGCUUGUAACCGUUUACAAUGAGAAAUACGAGGCUACAGAAACUCAACUAAAACUUCCGGCGGUGUUUCGUUCUCCUUUGAGACCGGAUAUUGUUAGCUUCAUUCAUGAUCAGAUGUACCGCAACAAACGUCAAGCCCAUGGAGUUUCAACACUGGCCGGAAAGCAACAUUCUGCUGAGUCUUGGGGUACGGGACGUGCUGUUGCUCGUAUACCCCGUGUCCGUGGAGGUGGUACCCACCGGUCUGGACAAGGAGCCUUCGGCAACAUGUGCCGUGGUGGCCACAUGUUUGCGCCUCUGAAAGUGUUUCGGCGAUGGCACCGUCGUAUUAACAUCGCCCAAAAGCGUUAUGCCAUAUGCUCGGCCAUUGCAGCCUCUGGAGUUCCUGCUCUUGUGCAAGCGAGAGGUCAUAUUAUUGAAGAAGUUGCUGAAAUCCCACUCGUUGUCAGCGACAAGAUCGAAUCUUUCCGCAAGACCAAAGAAGCUGUGGCUUUCCUUCGUCGUUCUCAUAUUUGGGCCGACAUUGAAAAGGUCUAUGCUUCAAAACGCACACGUGCAGGUACUGGAAAAAUGAGGAACAAGCUUCAUAAGAGAAAGCUGGGACCUCUGCUUGUCUACGGGCAAGAUGCAGAAUGUGCACGAGCUUUCCGUAACAUUCCUGGCGUCGAUAUACUAAACGUAGAGCGCUUGAAUUUACUCAAAGUUGCACCUGGAGGUCAUCUUGGUCGUCUAAUCAUCUGGACUGAAUCGGCUUUUAAGAAGCUAGAUGCCAUUUAUGGAACACUUAAAGCCAACUCAUCAGAGCAAAAGAAGGGUUGGUCUGUUCCUUUGAACAAGCUUACUAACGCGGAUUUGUCGAGGCUCUUUCGUUCUGAGGAGAUUGUCAGGGCUGUUCGUCCAGUUAAGAAGAAUGUUAAGACAGCCAAGAUACACAGGAAUCCGCUUAAGAAACGUAGGCUAAUGCACAAAUUGAACCCAUACGCUGCUGCUUUACGUGCAGCUGCAAAGAAAGUCAGUGAGAAGUAA
Angiostrongylus costaricensis is the source of this 1038-nucleotide messenger RNA. The record is from the annotation of a GenBank genome assembly. Lineage: Eukaryota; Metazoa; Nematoda; Chromadorea; Rhabditida; Metastrongylidae.